UUAUGACUAUUCCUCCAUGGAUGAAAUGGAGGAGCUAGUCGUUCCCAACGGGGAAGUGGGAGAAGGCAAUGGAGAACAAGUGGAGCUCACUGUCGAUGAGAUCAUUGAACAACACGUGGGGUCAUUUGGGUUCUCGCAGCUAGUACAUGUAUUCUUGGUCUCGCUUGCAUGGAUAUUUGACUCGCAGAACACACUGAUCACCAUAUUUAGUGAUGCCCAGCCUCCAUGGAGGUGCAAGGGGUCUUUGUGCUCUUCGGCUUCUUCAGCCUCGAUGUGUGAGCUUGACCGGCGUGCUUGGGAGUGGGUCGGAGGUAAUAAGAGCUCUACAAUAGCAGAGUGGGGGCUCAUAUGUGACAAGAAGUUCAGAGCUGGGAUUCCAGCAUCCUUGUUCUUCAUCGGUUCCCUCUUCGGAUCUGCAGCUCACGGCCGACUGGCUGACUCCUACAUUGGUCGGAAGAAGACAGUCCUCCUCUCAUGCCUCCUGACCUCCAUCACUGCCUUUCUCACCUCCCAAUCACCAAACAUAUGGGUCUAUGCUUUCCUUCGCUUCUCCAAUGGAUUUGCUCGAUCAGGCAUUGGCAUUUGCUGCCUGGUCCUCUCCACAGAAUCUGUCGGACGGAAGUGGCGAGGCCAAGUCGGCCAGUAUGGCUUCUUUUUCUUCACCAUCGGCUUCCUCUCCCUUCCACUGAUUGCCUAUCCUGCAAAGACCCAAUGGAGGAACAUAUACAAAGCUAUCUCCCUUCUACCCCUUGCUUACUCACUUUUGAUCCUUCCCCUCAUCUCAGAGUCUCCAAGGUGGCUUGCAGUCAAAGGCAGAACAGAAGAAGCACUCGACGUCCUCACUAAGUUUGCGAAACUCAAUGGAAGGAAGUUACCACAGAAUAUAUCAAUCUCUAGCCCCAUUGAUGCUAAAACUAGCAAUGUUGAAAGAAAUGAAAGCUUAUGGUCGGCAAGAUGGGCAAUUAAAAGGAUAGCUACUGCCAUGAUGGCUGGAUUUGGAGUCGGAUUCGUAUACUAUGGUGUCCAGCUCAAUGUUGAGAACCUUAACUUCAAUCUUUACUUCACCGUUGCAGUGAAUGCAUUGAUGGAGAUUCCUGCAGUCCUUUUAGGCAGUGUGCUUCUGAGCUUCACAGACCGCCGAAUUCUUUUCUCUUUAUCAGCUUACAUAGCAGGCAUUUCAUGCAUUCUUUGUGUUCUUUUCAACAAGGAGGCAAAAUCAAAAGGAAGUUGGUCUCAGCUGACAGUGGAAGCAAUUGGGUUCAUGGCAGCUUCCAUGGCUUUUGAUGUUUUGUAUGUAUAUUGUGUAGAGCUGUUUCCUACCAAUGUGAGGAACUUUGCUGUUUCAAUGCUGCGCCAGGCACUGAUGCUGGGAGCAGCAAUAGCACCCCAGUUGGUGGUUUUAGGCCGCUUAAGCCCGUCAAUCUCAUUCCUUAUCUUUGGAAGCUUUGCUAUUUUCAGUGGGCUUCUCACGUUCUGGUUGCCAGAGACAAGGAAUGCUCCUCUGUAUGAGACCUUGGAGCAGCAGGAGAAAGAGGAGAAGCUGAGCUCUAGUCCUGCGAGAGAAAUGGAAUUAGUGGAGUAGCAACAGAAGUUGCCUAAAACCUUUUCAUGUUCAUUGAAGGGACAAAGGAACUUCAUUGUAUAUAGCUCAUAUAAUCUGAAGUGUGAUAUAUAAUAUCCUAAGUAAAUUAGUUUG
This is a messenger RNA of Elaeis guineensis (African oil palm), 1696 nucleotides long. Its product is annotated as organic cation/carnitine transporter 1. NCBI's taxonomy places the organism in Eukaryota, Viridiplantae, Streptophyta, Magnoliopsida, Arecales, Arecaceae. Gene Ontology annotation, biological process: transmembrane transport. Gene Ontology annotation, cellular component: membrane. The record is from RefSeq and is a predicted model, not a curated record. Gene Ontology annotation, molecular function: transmembrane transporter activity.